AUGAGUGGGCGGGAAGAGCCACCGUGCCCUCUCUGCCCCUCCCCGCCGGUGCUACCGCCGCCGCCGCCGACUGGGGUGGCUACAGGUUGGGGUUGGAGCUGUCAGGGGGAGAAGCAAAGCCUGAGGCGGGGCAAGUUCGGAGCGCUGCCUGGGGCUGAGGCCCAGAGCGGGACAUGGCGGCGCUCUACGCCUGCACCAAAUGCCACCAGCGCUUCCCCUUUGAGGCGCUGUCUCAGGGGCAACAGCUGUGCAAGGAAUGUCGGAUUGCACAUCCUAUGGUUAAAUGUACCUACUGUAGGACUGAAUUCCAGCAGGAAAGUAAAACCAAUACAAUAUGCAAGAAAUGUGCUCAGAAUGUAAAGCUGUAUGGAACGCCCAAGCCUUGUCAGUAUUGCAACAUUAUUGCAGCAUUUAUUGGCAAUAAAUGUCAGCGCUGUACAAACUCAGAGAAGAAGUAUGGACCACCAUACUCUUGUGAACAAUGCAAACAACAGUGUGCCUUUGACAGGAAAGAUGACAGAAAGAAGGUGGAUGGGAAGUUGCUGUGUUGGCUUUGUACUUUAUCAUAUAAGAGGGUCCUACAAAAGACUAGAGAACAGCGGAAGCAUCUGAGUAGCUCAUCCCGAGCAGGCCACCAUGAGAAGGAGCAGUACAGCCGACUAAGUUCUGGGAGUCAUUUUAACAGCCAAAAAACACUGUCUACAUCUUCAAUUCAGAAUGAAAUUCCAAAGAAGAAAUCCAAGUUUGAUGCUAUCACAGCUAAUGGAGACAGCGUUCCUUCCUCUUACGAGCUGCUUUGUCCUAAUAUCCAGAGUGCCCCGUCCGUGUUGGUGCAGUGGGCUGCUUCCCAACAGAGUCUUGGUGCCAACCAUUAUCCUGUUCCUCCAGGCACUGGCAUCCUGAACAGCUUUUCACCAGACUUAGCUCUGGAUUCUCCGGGCACUGAUCAUUUUGUCAUCAUUGCCCAGCUGAAGGAAGAAGUGGCCACACUUAAGAAGAUGCUUCAUCAGAAGGAUCAGAUGAUCUUAGAGAAAGAGAAGAAGAUUACUGAAUUGAAGGCUGAUCUGCAGUAUCAGGAAUCUCAGAUGAGAGCCAAGAUGAAUCAGAUGGAAAAGACCCACAAAGAAGUCACUGAGCAAUUACAGGCCAAAAACCGAGAGCUGUUGAAGCAAGCAGCUGCUUUGUCGAAGGGUAAAAAGCCCGAGAAGUCGGGAGCAAUGACUUCUCCGUGAAAAAUAGCCCAGUAGCUUCUUGAGCAGCAGCAGUGUGGAGUCUUGGACUGGAGCUGGAGGCAUAGUGGCUGGGAACUGCAGGCUUCCUUGGGAGCCUCCUUUAGUGACAGUUGUCCCUCUUUAUCCUGUGACUAUGGGCAGGGUGAAAACACCUGGUGUGUUGCAUUGCAUUAGGACUUCAUGCUGGAAGGUGUCAGGGUUUAAUGGAGAUCUCUCUACUUUUUUUUUGUAUUGCUUUUCAUUUUUUAGAGUAGCAACUGCUCAUUGUUUUGUGCAGAAGGAAUUCUUUUCCCUACCCAUGCAUCCUGUAAUUCCCAUGAGCAAAUAGUUUGGCAUUGGGUAAAUAUUAUCACUGCCACCUUUUGAUCUCAGAAGCUGCCACCCCAAGGGGACUUGACAGUGGAGGUUUCCACUCUUCAUUAAAAUUGCUGCUUCAGGGGACACUUUUUUUUUUCCAAGUAUACUAUGAACUUUGUACUAUAUACAGACAGAGGUUUAUUUAUUUAACAAAAAAAAACCUUUUUCUUGAGAAGGUUAAACACUUAGACCAGCUAGUUCUCUUUAUGACAGGGCUGUGAUAACUAUUGGAAAAAACACCCCAAUUUCCAUUUAGGCUACAGAAAAGGAUGCCAGUUUCAUCUAGUUUGAUACCUAGUUGUUUCAUAAUGUCAAUGGUUAUGGUGCGUGAAAUAGUUGGAUUCAGAAGUGUGGCAUUAGGUGCUUUUUUUUUUUUUAUAAAGACCCCUUGAGGAAAGGGCAUCUGAGUAUACAUUUUAGGAGGGAACAGGGAUUUCCAAUUUCUGUCACUUUAGAUAAUGGCAGAAAGAUUUGUCCAGGUUGUACUGGACAGCUUUACUUUCCUAAUCAUUUUAUGUAAUUAAUUUUGAAUUCUUUUUCACACUGCCACUUAUUUGUUUUUUAAAUCCCUUUCCUUCCCAACACCAGUUGUCAGAUCAAGUCAGAUCAUUGCCAAGGAACAUUCUGAAUUGGAAAACUUGCUAAUUGUAGUGCAUGUCUUAAGAUGAGCUGAGUAUCUCAGGAUGGACAGGCUACUGGAGUAAGAAGGAAGGAUUGCAAGAAGUAUUGGUAUGUUUGCAUGGGUAUAGGUGUGGUUGUGUUUGUAUGUAUGUGUGACACCACCCCAAGUUUGGAUGGAAAUAGAACCAAAAGAUGUGUUUCUUGGAUAUGGGCCAUCCUUAGCCAUAAUUGUGUGUUGUCCAAGAAGAUAACUCACUGACUUUCUUUCAGUAGGUAAUGUACUUUUGGGUUAUUUGUUAAUAGUGAGGAUGGUUUUGAAGUUUCAUUUACAUACCCUUUUUUUUUUUAAACCCAUACCCAUCUGUCUUAGACUAAGUAUCAGUUCCAAGGGCAGAAGUGCAGUAAGGGGAAGAUAUUUUGGCAUUAAGUAAUUUCUUGUCCAGCUGGUAAGUGAGCCCAAAUUUGAGGCCAAGACUGUCCAUCUCCAGACCUGGCUCUCUAUCCAUUAGACAAAACUGCUUGGGAUUAGAGUUUGCAAUCUGUGGCCAUGAAACAUACUGACCUGUAGGUUACCCAUUUCCAUGGCUUUAUUACUCCACCAGGAUACAACCAUCAGGAUUAACCAUAUGCCUAAAUCAGAAUUUGAGGUAAAACCAAUGGGAGGAUUGAGGGGGGGCGGAGAGUGAGUGAGUUUGUGUGUUUGUUUUCAGAAGAGAUGAAUGAGUUUAAUCUACCAUAAUUAUAGGUAUGAGUUCAGCUUCCAUACAUUUCUUAGAAACAGUACUACCGUUAAGAAUAAAGUACACUGGUGGCUUAGUAUUUUAGCUAUUUACAGGUUUAAUGACAUCUCGGAAAUAUCACAGAGUAAUUCACAAAAUUAGAAAAAUUGAUCUGGAAAUGGAUCUCUUUGCCUUACAUAGAUGGGGUAUAGACUGUGUGUUGUCCAUGCAUUGUUGUCAUUUGAAAUGCCAGGUUCCCUUCCAAACAAGGGGACCAGAACUACCAGUUAGUUUUGUAUAUUUUUGGAUCAAAACCUUUUAAAUAAAGAAAAUCAUAAUACUUUUCAGGUAUAUUUGCUCCGAGUUUGAAGAAAAGGACAGUUACUUUUUUUAAACCUUAGAGAUUGAGAAAUUGUUCAUCAAGUGUGAUACUAUAAAAUUAUGAGCUUAGUUUUGUACUAAAUCUUUUUUGGAAAGUCUUGACAUUUAAUAUGAAACAAAUUCACACAUUUUCUAACUUUUCCUUAGAUUUCAAAAGUGAGGGAGGGGACCCCUGGAUUUGAAAUUUUGGUUUUUAAAAUCACAACACUGUUUUAUCAUGAAAUUAAAUAGGUGACUUUUAGUAACACCGUUGUUUCUUUGUAUGUUUGUAAUAAUGGAAAUUUUAAAAUGCAGGAAUGCUUUGGUUUGUACAGACUUCAACAGAUGUAAGUGUAAAAAAUUCAUUUUGACUGAAAUACAGUUGUUGUUUUUUUCUAUUCA
This is a messenger RNA of Monodelphis domestica (gray short-tailed opossum), 3691 nucleotides long. RefSeq names its product family with sequence similarity 76 member A (gene FAM76A). Gene Ontology annotation, cellular component: nuclear speck. The record is from RefSeq and is a predicted model, not a curated record. Lineage: Eukaryota; Metazoa; Chordata; Mammalia; Didelphimorphia; Didelphidae.